Alternaria burnsii is the source of this 3489-nucleotide messenger RNA. RefSeq names its product alcohol oxidase. Bases 1 to 3489 code for a protein of 1162 amino acids. Gene Ontology annotation, molecular function: oxidoreductase activity, acting on CH-OH group of donors; flavin adenine dinucleotide binding; heme binding. The transcript has 12 exons. NCBI's taxonomy places the organism in Eukaryota, Fungi, Ascomycota, Dothideomycetes, Pleosporales, Pleosporaceae. Gene Ontology annotation, biological process: secondary metabolite biosynthetic process. The record is from RefSeq and is a predicted model, not a curated record.
AUGAUGCUAGCUUUCCGUACACACGGAGGUGUACUGGAAACGAGGAGCUUUGUGUUGAGCCUCAGAGCUUUCGCGACGACCAUGGACUUCAUUCGAGAUGCUGUACACAAUGCCGCGCAGCGUAGUGUAUCACAAAGCGCCAUUGCAGCAACCCUGUUCGGCAUUGUCUUCCAUCUAUUGGUUCGACCAUUCGAAUUUGAGCUGAUCAUGUUCCAUUUCAUGGCGGCUUCUACUCUGACCUUUUUCGGGAUGUUUUACACCUUUGGGUUCGUGAAAGCCCUGACCUUUGCAAGCUGUUUCAGCAUCGGAUUGCUUGGUAGCAUUGCUUUAUACCGAUUAGCUUUUCACCGAUGUCGAAACUUCCCAGGGCCGACCGCUGCUAAAAUCUCAAAAUUCUACGCAGCGAGACUUUCGGCGAAAAAUGUACAGUACUACAAGGAGCUGGAGAAGAUGCACGGUCAGUACGGUGACUUUGUGCGCACAGGUCCCCGAGAGAUCAGCGUUCUACGCAAGUCGGCUGUUCCAAUUCUCUAUGGUCCCAAUUCGGAAUGUUCGAAAUCAACAUGGUAUGGCCAGACCGGCAACGACCCGAAGAAGUGUUCGAUACACAUGACGCGUGACUUCAAUGAUCAUCGCCUUCGCCGCCGUGCUUGGGACCGUGGCUUCUCCAUCAAAGCGCUCAGCACAUACGAGCCACGUAUCAAAGCAAAGGCAGACUUGUUUAAGAGUCAAUUGACAGAGAAAGGAGGAAGCUCGAUGGAUGUGUCCGCCUGGUCAAUGUUCUUUAGCUUCGACGUCAUGGGUGAGGUCGGUUUCGGCAAAGACUUCAACAACCUCAAGAGUGGUGUAGAACAUGUUGCCAUUAAAGGAGUUCAUGCUCACAUGACGAUGUUGGGGAUCAUGAGCACAGUUCCGUGGUUGCUCAACGUCUUGAGUUCCAUUCCUGGAGCGGCAGCGGGUUAUUCGGACUUCUUCUCUUUUUGCGCAGAUCAGAUCAGGGAGAAACACAAGACAUGGAACAGCGAGAAGUAUCCGCAGGAUGUUGUAUCAUGGUUACUCAAAGCUGUAAAAGAGAAGGAUGCUUCAGCUUCGCCAAGUGCAGCAGCUCUCGAGGAUGAUUCGAGGGUGAUGAUCAUCGCUGGAAGCGAGACAACAGCCACUACCCUCGCCGGAGCUCUCUUCUACCUCGCCAAAUGUCCCACUAAGCAGAAACGACUCCAACAGUUCCUGGACCAAGCGAUGCCGGGUGGAUACAGCCAAUGGUCAUACGAGAAGGUCAAAUCAGUCUCUUACCUGGAUGAUUUUCUCAACGAAACGCUGCGGCUUCGUCCCGCGUUGUUGACUGGUGGAGCGCGAGAAACACCAGCGAAGGGCAUCCAGGUGGACGAGACAUACAUUCCUGGCAAUACGAACGUGGUAGUACCAGUGUCGCUCAUUCAAAGAGACCCGCGAUGGUGGCAAGAGGCUGAGGAUUUCGUUCCGGAGCGAUUCGGCGAAAGGAAGAUACAGAUGGAGACGGACAAGGCUCCGUACUUGCCAUUUUCUCUAGGCGCGUACAGCUGCCCAGGCAAGAAUUUAGCCCAGAUGAGCUUGCGCAUCUCUCUUUCGAUGAUUGCGCAGAAUUUCGACGGUAUCACCAAGAUCUCUCCUUACCUUGGUCUCCCAGCGCUGCCCAUCAUGCGUAGCUCAUUGUCACUCGUUUAUUUGGCCGUUGCUAUAGUCUCUGCUGUACCGGUCGCGGAACAUGAGAAGAGACAGAGCGCAGAGUUCGACUAUGUCAUCGUUGGCGGUGGCACCGCAGGUCUUACACUUGCGAACCGUUUAUCUGAAGACAGCACCAUGAAAGUCGCUGUGAUCGAGGCUGGUGGUCUCUAUCAGGUUACGAACCCACUUUUGUCGUCGACGCCAGCUGGAGAUGUCUUGUGGGCAGGCUCUAGCCCUUUGGAUCAGAACCUUCUCGUGGACUGGAAUUUCAUCACAGCCCCUCAAGCAGGUGCGAAUGGUAGGAGGAUCAAGUAUGCCCGCGGAAAGUGUCUGGGUGGAAGCUCGGCGCGAAAUUUCAUGAUCUAUCAGCGGGGCGACCGUGGCUCCUACCAGCGUUGGGCAGAUCAAGUCGGCGACGACUCGUACACUUUCGACAACCUCAUGCCUUAUUUCAAAAAGUCGGUCAAGUUCACGCCACCCAAUACCCAGCUCCGUGCAAGCAAUGGGUCGGCCGAAUACGUCGCAAGUGCUUUCGAUGCCAGCGGCGGACCGCUCGAUGUGUCCUAUGCGAACUAUGCGGGCCCUUUCUCAAGCUACAUGGAGGGUGGCCUGAAUGGCAUUGGUAUCCCAACCAGACCCGACUUCAACUCCGGAGAACUUAUGGGAGCGCAGUACUGCAGCUCCACGAUCACGCCUGGUAAUCAGAAGCGAGCUUCGAGUCAAACAGCAUUCCUUGACGCUGUUAAGAACCGUCCUAAUCUCAAAGUGUACUCUUUGACACGAGCUGAGAAGAUUAUCUUCGAUAGUGAGAAGCGUGCCACGGGUGUUCAGCUACCCUUUGGCUCUAUCCUUACUGCGAAGCGAGAAGUUAUUCUCUCUGCUGGUGCUUUUCAAUCUCCCCAACUGCUCAUGGUCUCUGGUGUUGGUCCUGCUGCACAGCUGAAGAAGUUUAACAUUCCCGUCAUUGCUGACCGUCGUGGUGUUGGUCAAAACAUGCAAGACCACAUCUUCUUCGGCCCCACCUACCGCUACAAGGUCCAGACUUUGACCAAACUAGCCAACGACCUUCUUUACGUCGGCGCCCAAUUCGCGUUCGACUACGGCCUACUCAAGAAAGGUCCACUUACCAACCCCGUCUGUGACUUCCUAGGCUGGGAAAAGGCUCCUCGAAAUCUCAUCUCUUCAGAAGCUGCCGCGGUACUAGAUCAGUACCCUGCUUCUUGGCCUGAUAUCGAGUACCUUUCUGCGCCUGGCUAUAUCGGAGAUUUCUCUAAUCUCUUCGCGACUCAGCCAAAGGAUGGUUACCAAUACGCAUCCAUCCUCGGCGCUAUUGUGGCCCCGCUCUCUCGUGGUUCGGUUACCAUCACGAGCUCCAGCACAGCCCAGCUGCCUUCGAUCGACCCUGGCUGGUUGACCGAUCCUACCGAUCAAUCCGUCGCCAUCGCCAUCUACAAGCGCACACGCCAAGCUUUUGCUACGGAUGCCAUGAAGCGCGGACUUGCAGAUACGAAGGAGUAUUUCCCUGGUCCUAACGUUCAGACUGACGAACAGAUCCUCAAUACCAUCCGUGAUACACUAAUGACUGUGUGGCAUGCGUCUUGCACAUGCAAGAUGGGAAAAGUUGAUGACCCUGAUGCAGUUGUGGAUAGCAAGGCAAGGGUUAUUGGCGUGACAGGGUUGAGGGUUGUAGAUGCGAGCUCGUUUGCUCUACUACCUCCUGGCCAUCCUCAGAGUACGGUAUAUGCGUUGGCUGAGAAGAUUGCGGAUGAUAUCAAACGCAGCUAG